Messenger RNA from Talaromyces rugulosus, 1818 nucleotides. RefSeq lists its product as uncharacterized. The record is from RefSeq and is a predicted model, not a curated record. Gene Ontology annotation, cellular component: signal recognition particle, endoplasmic reticulum targeting. Gene Ontology annotation, molecular function: signal recognition particle binding; 7S RNA binding; endoplasmic reticulum signal sequence receptor activity. The transcript is spliced from 3 exons. NCBI's taxonomy places the organism in Eukaryota, Fungi, Ascomycota, Eurotiomycetes, Eurotiales, Trichocomaceae. Gene Ontology annotation, biological process: SRP-dependent cotranslational protein targeting to membrane. The coding region runs from base 1 to 1818 and encodes 605 amino acids.
AUGGACAUCACCACACUGUUUUUCUCCCGUCGGGAGGAAUCCCUUCUGUCCGGAGACUAUAACAGUUAUCGAGUCCAGACAACGCGAAGAUUGCACACAGUGCGGAAGAAGCUUGGCCGUACGACGCCCAAAGGCCGGAAGUACACUGCUCAUGCUCCAAUAUCUCCUGAGGAUGUGGCGUCCAAUCCAGAAUUUGCUCAUCUGUUGAUCCUCAGCGCCGAGCGGGGAUGGGCGCAAGCAAUGCACAUGAAGGCCACUCACUCGGCUGAUCCUUCAGCGAAAGGAGUCGUUGGGCCCACGCGACGGCAUAUCAUUACUAGACUCAACAAGGCCAGCAAACACGCAGAACGACUUGUAUCCCUCCUUCACGAGCAAUCUCUUUCGCAAGCAUCGGACAUAGAUCUUCUUGAAGCACAUGCCUAUCUGGCUCUAUUGUUGGGUACACUAUUCACAGAAAAACAGCGCUGGGAAGAAUGUCUUCGCCAUUUUAGCGUAGCAAGGAUUAUAUACACUGCCCUUGGCCAGAACGCAAAAAAAGAAGCAUUCCGCGACCUCGUCUCCGUUACGAUCGAUCCAUCUCUUCGCUAUGCGGCAUACCAGCUCCGACUUCCCCGCAGCAAACCUCUGCCAUCUCUCGCGAUUGAACAUUUCCCGCAUGAUGCAGAAAUCCGCGCCGAGCUAGAAAAAGUCGACCCGAACUGCUUGACGGAAGAUGUCGCGGGUACUACCAAGUUGGCAACUGGCGAGGUUCAACAGCUACCCGAAAGUAUCUCGUGGAGGUCACGCUCGGUUCCCAUUGAGGAUGCGUCUAUAGCGCAAGCGCUUGCUGCUGCUACGGCAGCGGAAACGAAGUUGUCUUCAUUCCUAUCGGAGCGACCAUCCGCAUCCAAUAAAGAAAAGUCCGCUGCCUACGACGCCGUCAUUUUGGCCAGCCAAGAAGCUGUCGAUGCCACCAAAACAGCAAUUGACGACCUUUCCAACGAAGGGGUUGAGCAGGGAGAUAGAAGAAUGCAGGCACUACAGGUUAUCAGAACGGUGGUGAACCACUCUCUCGUUGGGUGGAGAGUAGGUAGAAAUCGAGUUCUCACAGGGGACAGCGAUGGACUGUCUCUUGAGGCCGAGGAUGGGAAGCGCCAGUCUAGCAAGCGAUCGAACAAUGGUAAAUUUGUAUCCCAGCUUCGUGAGAGAGUAGCCUUGUACGAUUCCACAUUGCAAAGUCUCGAGUUUGUGCGGGAUCUUCCCGGUGUGGCCGGUGACUCGGAGUUUGUAGAGGAGUUGGAAACAAAACGCAGCUACUUCAGAUCAUUGCGUUGUCUUGCUAUUGGUCGAUCCCAUUCUUUACAGGGAAACGUGGAGAAUGGCCUCGCCUUAUUUUCACGCGCCACUGAGUUGGCCAAGGCCUUGCUUGCAAAGCAAAAGGGCGCCGCUACUCCUCCUGAAGGGCCCACUAAGCUGGAGAUCUCCGCCGGACAGAUUCAAGCUCUUCUUGUGACGUCCGAGGGUCUGGUAGCACAACACCGCGGCCUGGCAAGUCUCAACAAGCUUGCUGAAAAGAAGAGCGAUUCGGCAGGCUUUCAAGCACCCUUGAUACACCGGAUGGACGAAUACGCUGCCCACGACUUGGACCUGACCAACCUCGUAUCGUUUCCGCCAAAGAUGCAACCCAUUCCUACCAAACCCCUUUUCCUCGACGUGGCAUGGAACUAUAUACAAUAUCCCCAGGAGGGAAAGCAGCAGGGACAGGAGCAGGCUGCAGAAGGUCAAGGCGCCAAAGAGGAGGCAGGAGGCCGUCGCGGCUGGUUUGGUUUUGGGCGCUAG